This is a messenger RNA of Rhea pennata, 2856 nucleotides long. It is a transcript of the gene RASSF7, whose product is annotated as Ras association domain family member 7. Gene Ontology annotation, biological process: signal transduction. The transcript has 6 exons. NCBI's taxonomy places the organism in Eukaryota, Metazoa, Chordata, Aves, Rheiformes, Rheidae. The record is from RefSeq and is a predicted model, not a curated record. Bases 370 to 1689 code for a protein of 439 amino acids.
GUGGUUUGUUUUGAGUCGGCUUUCCUCCCAGAAGUGAGUAAUCCCCGGGGGCUCGUCGCGCGAGCGCGAGGCCGCCGCUGUUGCAGAGCAGAUGGAAAAGCCGGAGCGUCGCGGGGAGCGGCGCUCGUGGCCGACUCCUCCUGGGCUGGCUGGUCGGCAAGGACAGGAGCACAUUUGGGAGGAGGCUGCUCUCGGCGCCGAUGCUGACGUCGCUCUCGUGCUGGUGUUGAAGCGCUCUAACAACUCUGCUAUUUAAAGCGUGGCAUCUCCUCCAGAGGAGCCUGGGCCUGAGGCGGCGUUUCCCCGUCCCCGCAGGGACUCCCUUGCACGAUGCCGUCCUGGAGAGCCUGACCCCUCGGCGGCCGGGGUAUGGAGCUGAAGGUCUGGGUGGACGGCAUCCAGCGGGUCGUCUGCGGCGUCUCCCAGCAAACCACCUGCCAAGAAGUGGUCAUCGCCUUGGCGCGGGCCAUAGGUCAGACAGGACGCUAUGUCCUGGUACAGAAGCUGCGGGAAAAGGAGAGGCAGCUUCUCCCACUCGAGUGUCCCCUGGAGUCGCUGGCCAAGUGCGGGCAAUAUGCCAACGAUGUGCAGUUUGUCCUGCGGCGGACAGGACCCAGUGUGGCCGAGCGGCCCUCCUCGGAUGGUGCUCCCCAGGCUCCUGAGAGGACGUUCAUCCGGGCCAGCCUGCCCAUCAAACCCAGGCCCAUGAGCACCGAAGUGCCCCGCUCCCGGGAGCCGAAAAAGGCCAUGACCUUCAACUUGGGCCCUAUGGGCUCUGGCGAGCUGUUCGCCAAGAACCGAUGGAGGCAACACGUGUGGGAGGGGAUGGACUUGAAGGAGAGUGCUGGGGCUGGCCAGCCCUCCAAAGAGGACCUGUUUAAGACUGUGCUGCGCCAACAGGAGCAGCUGCACUCCUUGGAGGUCCAUGAGGACUCCUUGGAGAUGGACCUGCGUCACUGGGAGCACAGCAGGGUCCCUAGCCAGGAGGACGAGAUCUUCUUCUUGGAGCAGCUGGUGCGGCGCAAUGAGAUGGAGCUUGGCGAGGAGGAGUUUUGGCAGAGUGAGCUCCAGCUGGAGAAGGAGUGUGAGCGUGAGAGGCAGGAACGGGUGAGGAGCCUGCGGGCCAGCCUGGAGGACUACACACAGAGGAUCUACGAGCUGACCGCCCGCAUGGAGGCUCUGCAGAAGGAGAUCCAGUGGGAGAUGGCCGAGAGGGCCAAGAGGGGCAAGGAGACCCCUGGGCCCAGCCCCGCAGAUCUGGAGGACAUGGCUGCCAAGAUGAAGAGGGAUCUGGAAGCCAAGGUCAAGCAGGGCACUCAGCUGGAGAGCAACCUGGCCAGCGUGGAGAAGGCGUUGGAGGAAGCAGAGAGGAACCUGCAGGCCCAGAACCAGGAGCUGGAGGAGCUGAACAAGGAGCUGCGGCAGUGUAACCUGCAGCAGUUCAUUCAGCAGACGGGAGCCACAGUGAUGGUGCCGCCGGCCCGGCCGGAGGAGGACGCCCCGCUGGAGCGCAGCGACCGCGAGCUGCCGGCCCACCAGCGACACGGAGGCUUCCCACCCGCCGGCGCCGACUCUCCUCCCCGAGCUGGCACCCAGCAGCUCCUCAGCAAUGCCAGGCACCUGCAGGAGCCCCUGGUGCCCAGCCCGAGCCCCGAGGUCGUGUCAUCCCGGCAGAGCAUCUGGAGGUAGAAGGGCCCGGCCAGCGGAGGAUGAACUGCCCUGCAAGUGUAACUGUAUAAAUAAAACCAUAUUCCACAUAUAGAUAUAUAUAUUUUUUACUGCUUUGUAUCGUGAAUGGAUGCGGAUGGCUGGACAAAGUAUUUUUACCGACUGCAAAAGAGAACAAAACCUGACCAACCAGAGCAACCUUCUUGCCCCGUGGACAAAAACGGACCUGUUCUAUAUAUGUAUUUUUUUUAAGCGCUCUCUACCUGUAACAGAAAACGGCAGUGCUCGCGUUCCUCCUCGCCUUCGCCGAGGGCUCGCCGCGGGUUCCGAGAGGCGCCGGGACGGGAGAGCCGGAGCGACGGCUCCGCUGCCCGCGCGGGGCCGCGGGAAGGGCCCGCCGCUGCCCCCGGCGAGCACAGGGGCUGCUCUGGGUGCCCCCAGGUCCUGCCCCGGCGCCCGCUGCACUGCCCUCGCCUGAGGGGUGCUGUGCAGGUGGUGCACUGGUUUGCUUUAAAAACAGCCUCCUUACUGGCCACGGAGGGCCCAAGAGCAGCUCUUCAGAGAGCUUUGGGGCCUUUUUUAAAUUUAUUUUUUUUCCCUGAGACCUGUGGCAGAAGACCCCAGGCAGGGUGCUGAGAGGGAGGGCACAGAGGGGCCGGGGGCCGGACUCGCCGCCGCGCAGCUGGGAGCGUUUUCUGCAGCCUCACCAGCCCGAGGAAGGGCCAGCACCUUUGGAAAGAUGUUUUUCUCGAGUCUAUUUUUAAAGGAUUUUUUUGUUGUUGUUCUAAAUCAAGGCUGCAGCACGAGCUCCUUUCCCGGCUGCCCGUUGCUGGCAGGGGAGCAGGGCCAGAAACGCUUUGGAGAACCUCCCGCUCCGGACUUCUUUCCUUCCCGGCCAGUACGGUCACGCUCGUUUUGGUUCCUCUGUCCCAGCAGGUCAUACCGCAUUUUAACAGCAAGGCCAAAGGGGCUGGGAGGGGGCCGGGGAAGGGGCUGGGCUUGUCCAGGCUCCCCCAGCGUCCCCAGUGUCUUCGUUUCCCGAGUGUCCUGUACAUCAUAUGCAAAAAAAAAAACCCCAAGGCGGGGGAGGCUGGGGUGCUAGGCUGGCUGUAAGAUGCACCUUCCGUGUACGAAUGUACCCCGCGGGCCGCCGCGUGGUUUUGAUUUUGAAUAAAUCCCUUGAAAGGC